Messenger RNA from Aedes aegypti (yellow fever mosquito), 1773 nucleotides. RefSeq names its product mite allergen Der f 3. Gene Ontology annotation, molecular function: serine-type endopeptidase activity. The record is from RefSeq and is a predicted model, not a curated record. Gene Ontology annotation, biological process: proteolysis. Bases 812 to 1675 code for a protein of 287 amino acids. NCBI's taxonomy places the organism in Eukaryota, Metazoa, Arthropoda, Insecta, Diptera, Culicidae. The transcript has 4 exons.
UGCUGAAUUCCAGUAAACAAUUUCAGAAAUUCUGUAUAUCAGUAAAAUAGUGUAUUGCUGGAUUGGUUUCAGCAAACGAAAUUGCUGGAAGAUUGAUCGAAAAUUUGGUGUGAUAACUUCGUUUAUGGGAAGGUUCACUUCGUCUGCUCACACCUUGACCAUAUCACAGGUUUGUUGUUUUAUAUCAAUCUCGUUUUUUCGCUAAAUGUCAUAAAGGAGCUGAAGUCGUUUAUAUUUUUUACAAUUGUUUUUACAUUGAUGUACCGUUAAGUCACCAGUCACCGUACGGCCUCCAUUCACCGUGCACAUGCACUUCGUUUAAACGUGAAGGGGCCUCUCCGGAAUCUAGGAAACCGCCAGUUUUUCGAAAACUACUCGAUUGGGGCGCUUAUGUUGCGAACUUUGUAACAAGAUUCAGCACCUUGGAAAAUGUGUGUGCCUAAUUAUACGCCUCAAUCAAGCUAUAAAUUCAAUGGACACAUUUCCGAAAGUGCGAACACGCAAAAACUAUUGUGGCACCAAGCAUAGUCGCGUGCAAGUGCAAUUUAUGCACAAGUAAGAACAGAGUCAUCUAAACCCGCCAUACAUCUUCCUCAAUGAAUGAAGCUCAAUUCGAUCCAUUAUCCACUACGAAUUACGACAUUUGUGUGGAUAAUUGUGUUUUACCUGAUGACCGUUCCAUUCUCAACGGAUGAUGCAAUUGCUCCACUUUCAAUAGGCAUCUGUAUACCAUUCAUCAAGUGAACAAUACUUCCCUAUCGGUCAAUAAAUUUGCCGUAACUCGCGCUAGUCAUAUGCCAUCAUUCAGCCAAUGACGAGAUGCCCAGCCAUGUGUCGUUCAAUCAUUGUCUUUCUUUUCGGUUCCGUUUUGGUCCAUCCGACGGUUUCUGUCGUUCCAUUCUUUCGCUGUGUAGAUGAGCCCAAUCCUGCAUCACCAGUCCCUCGAAUCGUUGGAGGAUACGGUAUUGCCAUCAGCGCACUUCCUUUCAUUUGUUCCAUCCGUCAACGAGCUUCGGCGGCGCCAGUGGAUGACGGACAAUGGAAUCGGUGGUGCGGAGGAACGGUCCUGAACGAAAACUGGCUGCUUACUUCCGCUCAUUGCAUUUUCGGAGUGGAUAUCGCACGUUUAUUGGUUGUUUGCGGCUUACGACAAGCCCGAACUAUCCAGCAAGCACAAAUAAAACCGGAUUACGUAAACGGAAGAAAGGGAAACGAUUUGGCGUUGGUUCUGCUCAAAAAAGCACUGGUUUUCGAUGAAAAUGUACAACCUAUUCCAGUUUUCGAUCAGCAGAUGCUUCCAUCCAACGCAGCAACUAUCAUUGGCUACGGAUUAACUUCUUACGAUGAGGUUGGUUGGCAACCACGUUCUUUACAGGCUGCUUUAGUUCCAAUACUCUCAUACGAACAAUGCUACCAACGACUUGGCUAUCUAGCGGCUUAUCUAACAGCUGAUAUCAUCUGCACUGAUAAUGGCGUAACCGCUGCCGGAACCUGUUCAGGGGAUUCCGGAGGUCCAGUCAUCAUUGCUAUGGAGCGGCAAGCUUUUAACCUACUAGCGAUACCCUCGUGGACGGUUAGUCCUUGUGGAAGUGGACCAUCAAUGCAUACUUUGGUGGCGUCUCAUAUUGACUGGAUUCUCGAUGUCAUCACUCCGAAUCUUGUGCGCAAUAAAUGAAUAUUAUAGUUAUAGUCUAGGGUCGAUGUACCAAUAGCCAAUUAGCUUUAAAUACAAUUUUGUGUGAAAUCGAAUAUUAAAACCAUUGAUAUUAUUUA